Molecule: messenger RNA, 1881 nt
Organism: Alternaria infectoria
Lineage: Eukaryota; Fungi; Ascomycota; Dothideomycetes; Pleosporales; Pleosporaceae
Exons: 2
Coding region: 1-1881 (626 amino acids)
Source: RefSeq, a predicted model, not a curated record
AUGAAGCUUCAAUACCUUGCGUUGCUGCCAUGGGCAUCUAUCGCCAGCGCUAGCUGGUCGAAGAACAUCAACUACCGCUCGCCUUCGGAGCACCACCCUGCCCUGGGUGUCUCAAUCCACAAGGUUGUCAAGAGGAACGAUCCAGCAAGCACCUAUGCUGCCUCCAGCUUGAACUUCACCCAUGGUGUCGCUUCAGGCGACCCAUACCCCAAUAGCGUCAUCCUCUGGACCCGCGUCGCUCCUCAAAGCGACAACUCGCAGUCCAAUGUCACUGUCACCGGCUACGCACCUCUUUUCGACCACGACAACGAGAAGUACGUCCAAGUUUCCAAGGCGCCGGUAUGCGUAGAAUACAAGGUCUACGACAACAAGAACUGCUCCACAGUCGUCGACUCCGGUAAGGUGUUCACGAGCUCUGAUGUAGAUUUUACCGUCAAGGUCGAGGCCAAGAACUUGAAGCCGUACACGAAUUACUACUACCAGUUCAACGUGUGCGGUUCGGAGAACAAGAGUCCUCUCGGACGUACAAAGACCACGCCAAAUGCGGACGACGAUAUCACCGAUGUCAGCAUCGCUGUGUACAGCUGUGCAAACUACCCAUUUGGUUUCUUCAACGCCUACGGAAAUACCGUUCGCAAGGACUCUGUUGAUUACGUCGUUCAUCUCGGUGACUACAUCUACGAAUACAAGAAUGGAGAUUACGGCUGGGGCAACUCGCUUGGCCGCAUUCCUCAACCAGAUCGUGAGAUCUUUACUCUUUACGACUACCGAAAGAGGCUCGCGACUUACCGUACCGACCUUGAUCUCGUUGCUAGUCAUGAGCAGUUCCCAUGGAUUCCUGUUUGGGACGAUCACGAGGUUGCUGACAACACCUACCGUGACGGCAUGUCUGAGCUCAAUAACACUGAAGACUCAUUCCUCCGCGACGGUGGUGUCUCAGUCGACCAGCGCAAGAUGAACGCUGUUCGCGCCUACUUCGAGUGGAUGCCCAUUCGUCAAGUCGACAUGGAUGAUAACCUCAGGAUCUGGCGUUCUUUCUCCAUCGGAAAGCUUGUCGACUUGAUGAUGCUCGACACCCGUCAAUACGAUCGCUCCAUCACCGAUCUCUACUGGAACACAGACUACGUCCACGACAUCUCCAACGAUGCCGGCCGCUCUCUGAUGGGCUCCCGUCAAGAGAACUGGUUCUACCGCAGUCUUUCCGAGUCUUCCGAGCGUGGCACAACAUGGCGUAUCGUCGGAUCUCAAAUCGUCUUCUCGCGCGUCAACCAAUCCGCUGCCUACGGAGAAGACAACCCACUGAACUACGAUGCAUGGGAUGGUUACCAAUCGAACAAGAACCGCACGCUUAACCACUUGUACAGCAACAACAUCAACAACAACAUCUUCCUCGCAGGUGACAGCCACGCAUCCUGGGUCAGCGACCUAAUCUGGCUCGACGAGAAGGACUACGACUCCAGCACCGGCGCCGGCAGCAUCGGUGUCGAAUUUGCCGGCUCAGCAGUCACAUCCCCCUGCCCCUACGGCGCGAACAUUACGCUCGCAACCGCCAACAACUACUCUUCCAUCAUCCAGUCCUCCAACGCUGAGCUCCAGUGGCAGGACCUUUACUACCGUGGCUACUUUGAGCUACACUUCACCCACGACGAGAUGACCGCUAACUUCUUCGGCCUGCCGACUGUUGUUACGCGCAACGGCUGGGAGAUUCCCAUUGCCAACUUUACGGUCAAGAGCGGUGAGAAUAGGCUACAGAGGCCUGUUGCGGGUGGUAUGGUGGAGAGUGGAAGUUUGAAGGGAGGAAAGACGGUGCAGACGAAUCUGACUAUCGAUACUAACAAUGGUACAUGGUUCGUUAGUCAGGCGAACUUGUCGGUUUUGUAG